AUGAUCAAUGUACCAAACACAACGCCCCUCAAAGUGGCGGGAAACAUUACACCGCUAAGCACUCGCAACAACACGUCGCGUCCAGACGGCUAUUUCUAUUUUGGAGACCAUGACUCACGAAACGUAGGCUCGGAAAAUAUCAUCACGCCUAUGGAGGUCAAGAAUAAAGAUGAUCCACAAAACCGGACCGAUCAUUUUGUCAAAGUCGUGUGGUCCAUGCAUCAAGUCAUGCGUAACGACCCUUGUCGAAGGUAUGUACAUGGGCUGACUUGCGAGGGCACAACAGCAAGGCUGUGGUUCAACGACCGAUGCGAUAUAGUCGCGUCUGACGAGUUUGACGUGAACAAAGACUGGAGGUCACCUAUUAUUAUUAUGCUGUCGACUCUGUUGGCUACUCCUUCUGAGAUUGGCUACGACCCAACCAUCCUCAAAGUCGCUCCAUCCCCGGGUUCCACCAAUCAGGAUCGGGAACCGUACUAUGAUAUCACGAUACACAGCCCGGACGCUGGAGAACUUACUAUGUAUCGAACGACUCGGGUUAUAUCCGAUGUUGGGGUUGAUGGGCAAGGUCGGCCGCGGAACUCGAGUAUGGGAGGUCAAAAAGCUGGCGAACAACGAACCGACUGGCCCGUUACGAUUCGAGGAGAACAGGAAGCAUACGCCGAGCAUUUUCUGACCCCUUUGGACUAUGGCUUUGUUCCACCAAAUCCCGAGAUACCUGCCCUUCCCGACAGCACUGACAAAACUCUGGGUAGCGAAAAGCCCUUUGAUCCUACUGGAGUAGUUCUCAAUCUGCAUCCUGAAUCAUUCGUUAUCACCAUGCUCCGUUCAAUAACCUCCACCCCGAGGGAUAGUGUCGAAAAGCCUGAUGAUGUUCCAGGCCCACCUCAACCAAGGUUUUGCGCCUUUGGCUGUCUGAGCAAGCGGCCUCGCCAGUAUUGUCGGAUUGUGUUCAGGGAGAUCGGCACUCCAGUACACAACCUACGCAUUUUUGCUGAUACGUUUAUUGCAAUCCAAGGAGGUAUGAAAGGACUUCAUGCGAUGCACCUUAGCAACCACGUUCAUCGCGACGUAAGCUCAGAGAACAUCCUACUGGUGCCGGCUUCAGGAAGAAUAAAGAGACAGGGCGUGAUUAUGGACCUGGAGUAUGCGAAGAGGAUUAGAGAUGCGAGAGUACCCCACGAUGUGAAGACAGGCGCAGCUGCGUUCAUGGCUACCAAGGUUGCAGCAAUGGAACACCAUCGAUUAGAUCCAAUCCGGGAAGCUAACAGACGCGCUCGCGUGCGAGAAGCUAAAUCCCGAAAUCAGUCUCUUCGAAUAUCCAAAGCAGCAGCCCUAGAAACAACCCCAUGA
Molecule: messenger RNA, 1353 nt
Organism: Rhizoctonia solani
Lineage: Eukaryota; Fungi; Basidiomycota; Agaricomycetes; Cantharellales; Ceratobasidiaceae
Product: kinase domain protein
Exons: 6
Coding region: 1-1353 (450 amino acids)
Source: RefSeq, a predicted model, not a curated record